Messenger RNA from Synchiropus splendidus (mandarinfish), 1562 nucleotides. RefSeq names its product eukaryotic translation initiation factor 3, subunit E, b (gene eif3eb). The record is from RefSeq and is a predicted model, not a curated record. Gene Ontology annotation, biological process: translational initiation. The transcript has 13 exons. Lineage: Eukaryota; Metazoa; Chordata; Actinopteri; Syngnathiformes; Callionymidae. Gene Ontology annotation, cellular component: cytoplasm; nucleus; eukaryotic translation initiation factor 3 complex. Gene Ontology annotation, molecular function: translation initiation factor activity. The coding region runs from base 21 to 1361 and encodes 446 amino acids.
UUAUUUUGAAGCGAGGCAAGAUGGCGGAUUACGACCUCACCACCAAAAUUGCACAUUUUCUCGACCGGCAUUUGGUUUUUCCUCUCUUGGAAUUCCUAUCUGUGAAGGAGAUCUACAAUGAGAAGGAACUACUUCAAGGGAAGCUGGAUCUACUCAGCGACACCAACAUGGUGGACUUCGCCAUGGACGUUUACAAAAACCUGUACCAGGACAAGGAAAUUCCUCACUCCUUGAGAGAGAAGAGGAGCACUGUUGUGGCUCAGCUGAAGCAGCUCCAGUCAGAAACAGAGCCGAUAGUCAAGAUGUUUGAGGACCCUGAGACGACUCGGCAGAUGCAGUCUACAAGAGAUGGAAGGAUGCUCUUCGACUACCUGUCAGAGAAGCACAAUUUUCGUCAAGAAUACCUGGACACUCUUUACCGCUAUGCUAAGUUCCAGUACGAGUGUGGCAACUACUCUGGCGCUGCAGAGUAUCUCUACUUCUUCCGUGUGCUGGUACCAUCGACAGACCGGAACGCUCUGAGCUCUCUGUGGGGAAAGCUGGCGUCCGAGAUCCUGAUGCAGAACUGGGAUGCUGCGAUGGAGGAUCUGACCCGACUCAGAGAGACAAUUGACAACAAUUCGGUGAGCUCUCCACUCCAGUCUCUCCAGCAGAGGACCUGGCUCAUCCACUGGUCGCUCUUCGUCUUCUUUAACCACCCGAAGGGCAGAGACAACAUCAUCGAGCUCUUCCUCUACCAGCCCCAGUACCUGAAUGCCAUUCAGACGAUGUGCCCACACAUCCUGCGAUACCUCACGACCGCGGUGAUCACUAACAAAGACGUGCGGAAGCGCCGACAAGUGCUGAAGGACUUGGUGAAGGUGAUUCAACAGGAGUCGUACACCUACAAAGACCCAAUUACCGAAUUUGUCGAGUGUCUUUAUGUCAACUUCGAUUUCGACAGUGCCCAGAAGAAGCUGCGGGAGUGUGAGUCGGUUCUGGUGAACGACUUCUUCCUGGUGGCCUGUCUGGAGGACUUCAUUGAGAACGCCCGACUGUUUAUUUUCGAGACGUUUUGCCGCAUUCACCAGUGCAUCAGCAUCAGCAUGCUCGCCGACAAGCUCAACAUGACGCCAGAGGAGGCGGAGCGAUGGAUCGUCAACCUGAUCCGGAACGCCAGACUGGAUGCCAAGAUCGACUCCAAGCUGGGUCACGUGGUGAUGGGCAACAACGCUGUGUCGCCGUACCAGCAGGUGAUUGAGAAAACCAAGAGUCUGUCCUUCCGCAGCCAAAUGUUGGCCAUGAACAUCGAGAAGAAGGUCGCUCACAGCAACAGGAACGAGACUCCAAACUGGGCAGCUGCAGACUCUGGUUUCUACUGAAGCAAAGGAAAAGAUACUUAUUUAAUAUAACAAGGCUGCUUUUUUUAUGUCCUCCAUUGUGACUUUGUUUUACGUUAUUACCCUAUCGAUAGGGGGCGCUAAUGAGCCUCCCCAAUAACUUGUUUUAUCUCUUUCACUCUGACAUUGUUCACUCAAACGGUGUUCAAUUAAAAUGGAACGUCAACUUGUGUCGCGUCAGUU